AUGGAUGGUUUAUUGAUUAACACCGAAGACCUCUAUACGGUUGUGACUAAUGAGAUUUUGGCAGAACACGGAAAAGGCCCGUUAAAAUGGGACGUCAAGAUUCAAUUACAGGGACUUCCAGGACCUGAAGCUACCAAAAAAGUUUUGGAUCAUUUUGAGCUACCUUUGACCUCUGAACAAUUCAAUGAAUUACAAGUCGCGAAGCAGUUGUCAAAGUGGCCAACUUGUUCAUUUCUGCCGGGCGCUCUUGAUUUGAUCAAGGACCUUAAGGCAAGGAACAUUCCAAUUGCUCUUUGUACUUCAUCUGCUGAACACAAGUAUGAGGGGAAGACCAGCCAUUUGAGACACGGAUUCGAUCUAUUUGAUGUCACUAUAAUGGGCGACGAUCCUCGUAUUCAACCUGGGAAGGGAAAACCGCAUCCAGAUAUCUACCUCUUGGGUUUGAACGAAUUGAAUCGAAAAUUCAAAACCGAUAUAAAACCCGAGGAAUGUCUUGUUUUCGAGGACGGAGUUCCUGGUGUCAAAGCUGCCAAAAGUGCAGGUGCUUUUGUUGUGUGGGUGCCUCAUCCUGAAGCCUACGAAGUGUUGGGGGAUACAGAUGCCAUUUUGGAGGGCAAAGGUAUUCUUCUGCCCUCAUUGAUGCAUUUCGACCUGGCAAGGUUUGGGUUUUAA
Messenger RNA from Lachancea mirantina, 672 nucleotides. NCBI's taxonomy places the organism in Eukaryota, Fungi, Ascomycota, Saccharomycetes, Saccharomycetales, Saccharomycetaceae. The record is from the annotation of a GenBank genome assembly.